Molecule: messenger RNA, 522 nt
Organism: Dama dama (fallow deer)
Lineage: Eukaryota; Metazoa; Chordata; Mammalia; Artiodactyla; Cervidae
Product: myelin protein zero-like protein 2
Exons: 1
Coding region: 22-507 (161 amino acids)
Biological process (GO): cell-cell adhesion
Cellular component (GO): membrane
Source: RefSeq, a predicted model, not a curated record
GGCCAGGCCUGGGUUUCCCUCAUGUAUGGCCAGAGCCCUACGCGUGCUGUGCUUUUUCUCCUUGGCGUACAGCUCACAGCUCUUUGGCCAGUAGCAGCUGUGGAAAUUUACACUCCCCGGGUGCUGGAGGCUGUCAAUGGGACAGAUGUCAGGUUAAAAUGCACUUUCUCCAGCUUUGCCCCAGUGGGUGAUGCUCUCACGGUGACCUGGAAUUUCCGUCCUCGAGAUGGGGGCCCUGAGCAGUUUGUUUUCUACUACCAUGUGGAUCCCUUCAAACCCAUGAGUGGGCGUUUCAAGGACCGAGUGGUCUGGGAUGGCAACCCUGAGCGGUAUGAUGUCUCCAUCCUCCUCUGGAAGCUGCAGUUUGAUGACAAUGGGACAUACACCUGUCAGGUGAAGAACCCACCUGAUGUUGAUGGACUGAUAGGGGAGAUCCAGCUCAGCGUCGUGCAGACUGAAAAGAAGAAGAAAAGCUCAACCAGGAAAAAAAGGCUUCUGUUUCUUUAGAAUGCACAGAUUAAC